Messenger RNA from Vicia villosa (hairy vetch), 1975 nucleotides. RefSeq lists its product as uncharacterized. Gene Ontology annotation, cellular component: Mpp10 complex; nucleolus; small-subunit processome. The record is from RefSeq and is a predicted model, not a curated record. NCBI's taxonomy places the organism in Eukaryota, Viridiplantae, Streptophyta, Magnoliopsida, Fabales, Fabaceae. Gene Ontology annotation, molecular function: rRNA primary transcript binding; snoRNA binding. The transcript is spliced from 8 exons. Gene Ontology annotation, biological process: rRNA processing. The coding region runs from base 147 to 1028 and encodes 293 amino acids.
AUUUCUAUCCUAGACAAAAUAGCGCCCGUUUAAGUUAGGUUUUUAAAUAAACAAAAAAACCCAUACCGCAGAGGCAUUCUUCCCUGCCGCACCCUUACCGCUAUCAGCUGCUACUGCAUCAUCAUAUAGUUGUUUUGUUGUUCUCCAUGUUGCGUAGAAACGUCCGUUUGCGGAGAGAGUAUUUGUAUAGAAAAAGCUUAGAAGGAAACGAGCGUGUUCUUUAUGAGAAGAAGCGCAAAGUCAGAGAAGCUCUUCAAGAUGGUAAACCUAUACCAACUGAGCUUAGAAACGAGGAGGUUGCACUUCGUAGUCAAAUUGAUCUGGAAGAUGUAAACACAGCUGUUCCAACAACACACAUUGAUGACGAGUAUGCAUUUGCUGAUGAGAAAGAUCCUAAAAUUAUGCUCACCACAUCAAGGGAUCCAAGCGCUCCUCUUAAAAAGUUUGUAAAGGAGUUGAGUACUGUCUUUCCCAAUGCUCAAAGAAUAAACCGUGGCGGUCAGGUUAUUUCAGAUAUUAUAGAUGCUUGCAGAUCGCACGACUAUACAGAUGUAAUCUUGGUUCAUGAACAUCGUGGCGUGCCGGCUGGUUUAACUGUUUACCAUCUACCAUUUGGCCCAACUGCAUGUUUUAGUUUACUCAAUGUGGUUACAAGACAUGAAAUUAAAGAUAAAAAAGGUCUUGGAACCAUGCCGGAAGCUUAUCCACAUAUUAUACUUAAUAAUUUCUCAACUAAGUUAGGUGAAAGGACUUCCAAUAUUCUAAAGCAUCUGUUUCCGGUGCCAAAACCUGAUGCAGAGCGUAUUGUCUCUUUUUCCAACAAUUCGGACUAUAUCGAGUUCAGGCAUCAUAUAUAUAACAAACGUGCAGGUCCUAACUCUGUAGAAAUGAAGGAAAUUGGUCCACGGUUUGAUUUGCGACUAUAUCAGAUAAAAUUAAAAUUGGGAACAGUGGAUCAAGCUGAAGCUCAAAUAGAAUGGGUCUUCAAACCAUACAUGAACACUACCAAGAGGCGGAAGUUUCUCUGAAAAUUUUGGAUGAAAUUUAAUAUAUAUACAUAUAUUUUAAUUUACUUUUUUAUUCAUUUACGUGUUAUGUCAUUUACUCAUGUAUUAAACAUACUAAGUGCAUUUAAUGAAGCGAUUUUUCAAGUUGACGAAGUGGUUCAUAGGAUAAAACUUUUGUCGUGGUUAUGGAACUUGGUAGGAAUUUCGGGAAACGUGUAUUGUAAUUAUACUCUUUGGUGCAAUCGGCCUAUCGACUUUCUUAACUGUUGACUUUGUAUGUGUCGGGAGAGUAUUUUUUAUACUCAUCCGUCUAUAUUGAAUCUCAUUGCUUAUAUAAAAAAUAAAAAACAUACUAAGUGCAUCGAGUGUAUAUCUAUUUAUUUUUUUAACAAAUUAUUUUAUAUUUUGAAUAAAAUUAUUAACAAUCUUUUAAUAUAGUUUUUGGUUGUUAUUGUUUCAAAUAAGUAUAUAUUAAUUGGUAAAUUCUUUGGUUUUAGGUAAAACUCAACUUGUACAAAAUGAGGUGUCAUCACAUUUUGUCCUAUACAUACACGAUAGCUAGGGCAGUAUUUAGGGUUAUGGAAAUGAAUUUAUAUGAAAAAUAGCAUAUGUUAAUGUUUAUUUUGGGAUUUUAUUUCUUUAUUUUUCAAAUUUAGUAUGUUCAUAUGGAUUAAAAUGUAAGAUGUUUUAAACUUUUAUCAUUGAAUAAGUAUUUUUUAUAAAGAAUUUAUAUGGAUUAAAAUGUAAGAUGUUUUAAAUUUUCAUCAUUGAAUAAGUAUUUUUUAUAAAGAAUUUAUUAAAGAGACGCGCUUGAGGCUUGAGAUUUUGAAGAAGUUCGAAAUGGAGCACUGUAAUAAGGCAUGACAAUUCUUAACACAAUUUAACAUCACAAUACACAAUUCAUGGAUUAAUCAAGCAUGCAAUAGAUACUUCUAUUUCUAACCCCAAUAUCAUGCAUUUUCCCCAAU